AGCCCAUAUCUUAAGGAGAGAGCGCAACAACUGCAACAAACACAAGAAAGGGUGAGAGAGCAAGAACAACCACAACAACAACAGCAACAAAAAAAAAAAAAAACAAAAGGAAGGGGUGAGAGAGAACUGCAGCAACCAUAACCACCACCACCACAACAAAAACAAUAAAGGGAGCUAUGACCAAUCUCCCACCAGGUUAUAGAUUCUACCCAACAGAAGCAGAGCUGGUGGGAUUCUACCUGCGUAACAAGCUAGAGAACAAGAGAGAGGACUUAGACCGUGUUAUUCCGGUCGUAAACAUCUUCACUCUCGACCCUUGUCAGCUCCCAAGCAUUUCAGGUGAGCUGUGCGCCGGAGACAUUGAGCAAUGGUUUUUCUUCAGCCCAAUGCAAGAGAAAGAAGCCCACGGAGGGAGGCCGAACCGAAUCACGCCGACGGGCUACUGGAAAGCUACGGGCUCUCCCGGCUACGUCUUCUCUGACAACCGAGUCAUUGGCGUGAGGAAAACCAUGGUUUUCUAUGAAGGAAAAGCCCCCACAGGGACGAAAACAAAAUGGAAGUUGAACGAAUAUAGAGCCCUUGAAGAAGAAUCAUCUUCAAAUGCAGUUCCAAAGUUACGACAUGAGUAUAGCUUAUGCCGAGUAUACGUAAGAUCAGGAAGCCUACGAUCGUUUGAUCGACGGCCAACGGUCACAAUGACAAGCGAGACAGGAUCCAAUAUCGAUUUACGCAUUGGAGAGGGUGCUAGUAGCAGCAAUUUAGGUGUAGUUUCUCAUCAAAAUCCUUUGAAGGUGGAGAGAGCUGAUAGUUCGUCAUCAGGAGACCAUGCUUCUCACUCUCCAGCUGAAGAUUCUGUCAACAACGACUGGAAUACGAUCGGCAAUCUCGACACUCUUUGGGAUUCGAUUUAUUGGGACUAAGGAAAUCUAUGUUGAUUUGUUAUUGUUGUGGCCAUCCAACGUUCACAUGGCGCACGUGUGUGUCAAUCCGGGGUGUCCAAUGCGUAGGACCUAUUGUGGAUGGAACACAGCUUAAAAGUAACACUAAUUGGAGAAUCAUAAGCAUCCAAUUGGUAGAGUUCAAAUGGAAUAAAAUGAUUAAUGGUCCAAAUUCAACAAGCGAAAUCAGAUGGUUGAGAUUGUUUGAUUCUUUGGACUUUUAAGCUAUUCUCCAUCAACAAUGGGACCAUGAUUUGAACAAUCCAGAUUUCCAGCCAUCCAUCGACCGGAGCAAUGGAUGAGACACCACAACUUACAAAAAAUUGUCUUUUUUUUUUUUUUUUCUUUUUUGUUUGAGAUUGAAUUGUCCUUGUUAUGCAUUUUGUACUUUUUUUUACCCCAAAAAGGUGGGAGCACCUGUAACUUUGUAAUUGAAUUGCAGGAAAAAAAAAAAAAAAAAACGUAAAAUAAAUAAUAAAUAAAAGGAAUAGCCCCUCAGUUGUGCCUUUUUCUUUC
Messenger RNA from Magnolia sinica, 1454 nucleotides. Its product is annotated as NAC domain-containing protein 90-like. NCBI's taxonomy places the organism in Eukaryota, Viridiplantae, Streptophyta, Magnoliopsida, Magnoliales, Magnoliaceae. Bases 177 to 920 code for a protein of 247 amino acids. The transcript is spliced from 3 exons. The record is from RefSeq and is a predicted model, not a curated record. Gene Ontology annotation, molecular function: DNA binding. Gene Ontology annotation, biological process: regulation of DNA-templated transcription.